Messenger RNA from Chiroxiphia lanceolata (lance-tailed manakin), 2004 nucleotides. RefSeq names its product myosin heavy chain, skeletal muscle, adult-like. Gene Ontology annotation, cellular component: myosin complex; actin cytoskeleton; vesicle. The transcript has 17 exons. The coding region runs from base 16 to 1986 and encodes 656 amino acids. The record is from RefSeq and is a predicted model, not a curated record. NCBI's taxonomy places the organism in Eukaryota, Metazoa, Chordata, Aves, Passeriformes, Pipridae. Gene Ontology annotation, molecular function: ATP binding; microfilament motor activity; actin filament binding. Gene Ontology annotation, biological process: actin filament organization; vesicle transport along actin filament.
CAAUAGAGUGCAGCCAUGGCCUCUGGAGAUGCUGAGAUGGCUGUUUUUGGGGAGGCAGCUCCUUACCUCCGGAAGUCAGAAAAGGAGAGAAUUGCAGCCCAGAACAAGCCUUUUGAUGCCAAGACAUCCGUCUUUGUGGUACAUGCAAAGGAAUCCUUUGUGAAAGGGACAAUUCAGAGCAGGGAAUCAGGGAAAGUCACUGUCAAGACUGAAGGAGGAGAGACCCUGACUGUGAAGGAAGAUCAAGUCUUCUCCAUGAACCCUCCCAAGUAUGACAAAAUCGAGGACAUGGCCAUGAUGACCCACCUCCACGAACCCGCUGUGCUGUACAACCUCAAAGAGCGUUACGCAGCCUGGAUGAUCUACACCUACUCGGGUCUCUUCUGCGUCACUGUCAACCCCUACAAGUGGCUGCCCGUGUACAACCCGGAGGUGGUGUUGGCCUACCGGGGCAAGAAGCGCCAGGAGGCCCCUCCACACAUCUUCUCCAUCUCUGACAACGCCUAUCAGUUCAUGCUGACUGAUCGGGAGAACCAGUCCAUCCUGAUCACCGGAGAAUCCGGUGCUGGGAAGACUGUGAACACAAAGCGUGUCAUCCAGUACUUUGCAACAAUUGCAGCCAGUGGGGACAAGAAGAAGGAGGAGCAGUCAGGCAAAAUGCAGGGAACGCUUGAGGAUCAAAUCAUCAGUGCCAACCCACUGCUGGAGGCCUUUGGAAACGCCAAGACCGUGAGGAACGACAACUCCUCACGCUUUGGCAAAUUCAUCAGAAUCCACUUUGGGGCCACAGGCAAACUGGCUUCUGCUGAUAUUGAAACUUAUCUGCUGGAGAAGUCCAGAGUCACUUUCCAGCUCAAGGCGGAAAGAAGCUACCACAUCUUUUAUCAGAUCAUGUCCAACAAGAAGCCAGAGCUAAUUGACAUGCUCCUCAUCACAACCAACCCUUACGAUUUCCACUUUGUGAGUCAAGGUGAGAUCACUGUUCCCAGCAUCGAUGACCAGGAGGAGCUGAUGGCAACAGAUAGUGCCAUUGACAUCCUGGGCUUCUCUGCUGAUGAGAAAACAGCCAUCUACAAGCUGACAGGGGCUGUCAUACACUAUGGGAACCUGAAGUUCAAGCAGAAGCAGCGUGAGGAGCAGGCAGAGCCUGAUGGCACAGAAGUUGCUGACAAGGCUGCCUACCUGAUGGGUCUGAACUCAGCAGACCUGCUCAAGGCCCUCUGCUACCCCCGAGUCAAGGUGGGGAAUGAAUACGUGACCAAGGGCCAAACAGUGCAGCAGGUGAACAAUUCGGUGGGGGCCCUGGCAAAGGCUGUCUAUGAGAAGAUGUUCCUGUGGAUGGUUGUUCGCAUCAACCAACAGCUGGACACGAAGCAGCCCAGGCAGUACUUCAUUGGUGUGCUGGACAUUGCUGGCUUCGAGAUCUUUGAUUUCAACAGCUUUGAGCAGUUGUGCAUCAACUUCACCAAUGAGAAACUGCAGCAGUUCUUCAACCACCACAUGUUCGUGCUGGAGCAGGAGGAGUACAAGAAGGAGGGAAUUGAAUGGACAUUCAUUGACUUUGGGAUGGACCUGGCUGCCUGCAUUGAGCUCAUUGAGAAGCCAAUGGGCAUCUUUUCCAUCCUGGAAGAGGAGUGCAUGUUCCCCAAGGCAACUGACACCUCUUUCAAGAACAAGCUCUAUGACCAGCACCUGGGCAAGUCCAACAACUUCCAGAAGCCCAAACCUGCCAAAGGCAAGGCUGAGGCCCACUUCUCCCUGGUGCACUACGCUGGCACAGUGGACUACAACAUCACUGGGUGGUUGGAGAAGAACAAGGACCCCCUGAAUGAAACUGUCAUUGGGCUGUACCAGAAAUCAUCUGUCAAGACCCUGGCCUUACUCUUUGCCAACUAUGGUGGAGCAGAUGCAGAGGCUGGUGGUGGAAAGAAGGGUGGCAAGAAAAAGGGUUCUUCUUUCCAGACUGUCUCAGCUCUUUUCCGGUAGGAAGAGAACAUGUCUGAA